AUGUCCUCCCCCACACCCCCCGAGGUCGCCCCCUCCCGCCACGGCCGUAACCUGUCCACCGCCUCCGCCGCCUCCAUCACCUCUUUUGUCACCCCCAAAUCCGAGGCCGCUCAGCGUAUGAGCAAGACUUCGACCAUCCAGAGCACGUCUAUCAACCCCAAGAGCUACCUCGAGAGUGUGCUAGACCAUUCCCAGCUCGCCAUGGCGGGCGUCGUGUCGUCCCUGAUGCUGUGCGGUAUCAUGUACUCUCUCCUCUUUGACACAUCCCUUAACACCUCCGAAAUACACCACACCCACCUCCCCCUCCGCGCUGCCUACUUUGCGCGCAAAUCCAACAUCUUCAACGUCCUCUUUGUCAAACGUUCAUGGGCUUGGACAUCUGGCGUCUACCUCUUGCACCUCUUCAGCUCUCCCCGCCUCUUCUCCCCCGAAUCUCCUGGGGGUAGCUGGCCAAGACGCCUCGGGGCCUGGGUGAUCGCAACCUCCUUUUGGGCUGUAUUCGCCAAGUGGUUCUUUGGCGCCGGUUUGGGUCAUCGCAUCAUAGCCCUUACCGGAGGCAACUGUGCCCUCCCAAUCCCCGACGGGAUCUCCCCCGAACUCGCCCGUACCACCUUCAGCAAACUAUUCACUUCGGGCCUCACCCCCGCCGGAUCUGAACGUUUAUACCUCCAAGUCCCUUCCGAGUACUGCCACGGCAAACCCAUCACCUCUUCCCACUUGCCAGAGCUUUUCGGCCGCCUGUACCAAACCAGUAACCGCUUCGCAGACGCCCCGGGGAAUAUUUUGGGCGAAGCGAGCAACAAGCACGAAAGCCUUGUACCGCUGUCACGUCCGAGAUGGCAUCUCGGCUUCGACAUUUCCGGCCACUCUUUUCUGUUGACACUCUGCAUCAUGCUCCUUGCGCGCGAACUCGUGCCCGUCUGGCGCUCAUGGUCCUCCAACUCCAAACGCUCUUCUUCCUCCAGCUCCAACCCAGGCGCCCUGGGUGUGUAUCACGGGAUUGUCGGGCUUUUGGGUACUGCCCUGGUGGGCAUUUGGAUGUGGAUGAUCUUGAUGACUGCUGUCUACUUUCACAACCCCCCAGAGAAACUCGUCGGGCUCUGCGUUGGUCUGCUAGCUUCUGGCAUCAUCAACAUCCUCCUCCCCCCUUCCCCUCCCCCAUCCCCAUUCAACCCUCACACAACACCCACCAAACCCCUCCCUCUGCACUUUAACGUCCUCCGCCCUACUCCUUCCAGAUCUUCUUUCAAUUCCCUUUCUCUUUCGAGGUCCAACUCUUCCAAAUCAGCCACCCUCUCUAGAUCCAACUCGCAGUCCCAGCCAGGGUCUUUGCCGGAUCUGUCGGAGAAGGGACAAGUAGACUUGGCGGGGCUGGACGAAAAAGAUUUCGUGCCCAAGGGGUACAACGAGAACUCUGCGAGACGGGGGAGCGUGGUGGAUGGGGGUAUUAUAUAUGAGAUGGGGGAUGAUAGUUUUGAAGAGGAUGAGCCGAAAGGGAGGGGAUCGCCUGUGGGGAGUAGGAAGGGUCAAUGA
This is a messenger RNA of Cryptococcus wingfieldii CBS 7118, 1533 nucleotides long. RefSeq lists its product as hypothetical. Gene Ontology annotation, cellular component: endoplasmic reticulum membrane. Gene Ontology annotation, biological process: lipid storage; lipid droplet organization; phospholipid biosynthetic process. The transcript is spliced from 3 exons. NCBI's taxonomy places the organism in Eukaryota, Fungi, Basidiomycota, Tremellomycetes, Tremellales, Cryptococcaceae. The record is from RefSeq and is a predicted model, not a curated record. Bases 1 to 1533 code for a protein of 510 amino acids.